Fomitopsis serialis is the source of this 318-nucleotide messenger RNA. RefSeq lists its product as uncharacterized. The transcript is spliced from 2 exons. The annotation marks the transcript as partial. NCBI's taxonomy places the organism in Eukaryota, Fungi, Basidiomycota, Agaricomycetes, Polyporales, Fomitopsidaceae. The record is from RefSeq and is a predicted model, not a curated record.
AUGGGCCUCUUCGAUCUCUUCGGACACGACGAUGCGCGGCAGCACAACGAGACGAUCUACAACACCCAGUAUGUCCCCGAGCAGCAUCAGAGCUCGUGGACGCACGAAGCGAUCGCUGGUGCGGCUGGAUUCGAGGCCAUGAAGGCAUACGAGAACCAUGUCCGCUCGACCGGUCAGGAGCCCAGCCAUGCUUUGAUGAAGGAGCUUCUCGCAGGCUUCGCUGCCGCCGAGAUCGACAAGUACCUGACAUCUGGUCAUCCAGGUCUGGACUACAUUGACCGCGAGAAGGCCAAGCGCCAGGCCGUCGAGCAAGCCCAC